This is a messenger RNA of Pygoscelis adeliae (Adelie penguin), 1734 nucleotides long. RefSeq lists its product as uncharacterized. Bases 79 to 1632 code for a protein of 517 amino acids. The record is from RefSeq and is a predicted model, not a curated record. Lineage: Eukaryota; Metazoa; Chordata; Aves; Sphenisciformes; Spheniscidae. The transcript is spliced from 9 exons.
UCCCUGCUCUCCGGCCGCCUCUGCCCCCACGCAGGUAAGAAGAGCCCACCUGCUGAGGACAAAGUCGUGCUAACACAUAUGAAGAUACUGAGCAAUGAAGGAAUUCAAAACCCAGGUUUAAUCCCAGAGGCUCCAGCUGACACAGCCUGCACGGAAGAGUCCCAUCUCCCCGGCGCCAGCCUCCCACCGGGCUGCCAGGGAAAUCCGAAUGCAGCAGCCGCACUGGCAGAUGCAGACUACGCAGAUGCCCCGGCAAGUACAGACUAUGUAGCCACACUGCCUGACCUCAGCGCCUUCGAGUCCAAGUGCCGACUUCACAGAUUCUCCAAAUUUGAAUCUGAGGACUCGGGGGUUGAAUUGCCAAGCGGGGCUAAUUCUCCGUCAACGCCGACGGGUUCAGAGAAGAGCUUUGUGCUUCACAGCAGAGACUCAUUUUGUGACUCAGGCGUGCUUAGCACCUCUUCUUCUCCAGAAAUUGACCAUCUGAUAAUGAGAACAUGUAAAGAGCAUGCCAGAAAAGUCAGCCACCAAGAUCCAGAGAGCGAAAAGCAAGCUGAGUACUACAGCCAGGAGGCAGAUGCUGUGCAGGGUCCUACACCUUCCCUUGAAGACUUCAGCGUCCCUCGGGAAGAAAGUCCCGAUGAACAUUUUGACCAGAGCAAAAGGCAAUCGCUGGAAAAGGAAGCUACCCCAGAGACGGACCUUCCCAGGGAAAACACUCCUCCCACCCCAGAUCCCAUAGAAGAGCCAAAGACAAUUGCUGACAAUUUCCCAGAGAACUUUGGCAGCAUGCAAGACCUUCAGAUCCAUGGACAUCAGCUGAAGAAGUACCCCACAAGCGACAGUCUGGAUGAAUACAUGGAUGAAUGCUGUAGACUGAGUGAGGUGAACCAAGGUAACAGCAAAGCCCUGGGAUCUGGUCUCGGAUACCUGGAACACAUUUGCCAACUGAUUGAGAAGAUUGGGCAGCUGCAGGAGCACAACCUGCGUCUCCAAAAGCAAGUGUGCAGCUUGCAGAAAGAGCAGAAGAUGAGCCAGAUAAAAGAGGAGUACCUUCUGCAGCAUUGCUCCUGUGGAGCUGCCAGCGUCUUCCUCAACUCGUACCAAGACGUGAAGACGUUUUUUGCUGGGAGGAGCAGACCUCACAGCCUCUUGGUUCAGACUGGAAACCCUUCUGAUCUUUCCAUCAUCCCAGAAAUAGGAGCGAACGCUGAAAAGCUGAACAGCUGCAAUGGAAGCGAGAGAUACCCGGAAUCAGGAAACAGCCAGCCGAUGGUGGGGCUCAGGAAGUCGUCAAACAAUAGGAACAACAAGGAGAAUGAGUUCAGAGAAGCUGGUAGUAUGGCUGAGGGACAGGCUUUUCCGUCAAAGGACCCUGCAGUAAAAAAGGGUCUGGACGUCAGCAAGAACAUCUCGGGUGAGAGCCAUGCUUGGGGGAGAAUGAGAGAUCUUAUGAGGAAGACACGGCUGAGAAACCAGAACAAGCUGGGGCUGUCCUCCGCUGCUCUGAAGAGGUCCUGCCCACAGUUGUACAGGCCAGAUAUUAUGUCUUCGGAGCUGAGGAAAACUGAGAGGAACUCCAUGAUUGUUCUGGGGCAGAAUACAAAGAAUGAAAACAUAUGGCCUUUCUGAUAACCUGGGUCAAAUGGAACAAGAAAGGCGAAGUAGGAACACCAAUGGACACGAACCCAAGAACCCCAGGGUUACUUUGUGCAACCUGCAUCCAUAAGGUUG